Messenger RNA from Nothobranchius furzeri (turquoise killifish), 1289 nucleotides. RefSeq names its product sclerostin domain containing 1a (gene sostdc1a). The record is from RefSeq and is a predicted model, not a curated record. NCBI's taxonomy places the organism in Eukaryota, Metazoa, Chordata, Actinopteri, Cyprinodontiformes, Nothobranchiidae. Gene Ontology annotation, biological process: negative regulation of BMP signaling pathway; negative regulation of Wnt signaling pathway. Gene Ontology annotation, molecular function: BMP binding.
AACCUCUGGAAAGUGUCGCACUUGAGAAGCUGCCAAAGCAAGAGGCGGGUUGGUUCGUGUGUAUAAAACCAGUCUCCCCACAUAGCGACUCAUCCACCCAGCAGCACCGGAGCAUUUCUCUUUUUAUUCCAGGGGAGAAGUGCGCAUCCUCAUUAUAAACCAUGCACCUCCGCGCGCACGAGCCAUGCCGUUCCCUUUUCUUGUUUUGUGUCCUCCUGAGGAGCUGUCAUGCCUUCAAGAACGACGCAACGGAGCUGCUUUCACGUGUGAGCGUGCCGGUGCCGGAGGUGCAGAGCAACGCGUCCCUGAACCGAGCGCGGACCGGUGGGAAAGAUGCGGGCGGCUCGACGCGCGACACAGGCGAUCGGAGUCAAAUAGGAUGCAGAGAGUUGAGAUCCACUAAGUACAUCUCUGACGGCCACUGCACCAGUAUCAACCCCAUCAAGGAGCUGGUGUGUGCAGGCGAGUGUCUCCCAACACAGAUGCUUGAAAACUGGAUCGGCGGGGCUCAUGGCAGGAAGUUCUGGUCUCGCAGGAACGGUAACCAGGACUGGAGAUGUGUUAAUGACAAAACCCGCACUCAGCGCAUCCAGCUGCAGUGCCAGGACGGCAGCACAAGAACGUACAAAAUCACCGUGGUGACAUCUUGCAAGUGCAAGAGGUACUCGAGGCAACACAAUGAGUCGGGCAGCAAGUUUGAGGAUUCUGAUGCGUUACCUCCACCGAUCCUGCACAAACACAAAUCUAAGAACAAAAAGAAGUUGGGCAAAAAGCGUCUGAGUGAGAACUGGCAUGAGACUGAACCCUAAGAGCUGGACAACUUUCAGACUGACCAUACAGCUGGGACGUGACAUCUGGAAGUUACAGCUAUGGAUUAUUGGACACGAUUUAUGAGAAGCUGCUUCCUCAUAAGGUGGAACCUCCAAAGGGAACACUAAGAGCUUUAUUUAGAAAAAUGUGAACAGUGUAAAGCAAAGCAUCAGCUCAUGAAUUCAUUCUGCAUGCUGAAAAAGAUCUGCACCAAAAGCAGUAAAACAACAUACAAGAAAAUGUUUCUAAGAUAUCAAAAUGUGUAAAUAUGUGUACAUAUAAUAAAUUCCUACUUGCAUUUUGAAGUACGAGCAUGUUUAUAAGAUUGAUGCAAGAAUUAUGAUGAUUUCUACUUAUACUUGUGUAUACUGGAAACAUACUUAAAUACGUAAAUGGCUUUGGCUUCAAAGUCUGGCAUAUGUUUGUCAUUACCUGAUGUUGUAAUAAUUUUUGUAUGAAAUAAAUGAAAUUUUCUGUCA